Messenger RNA from Brassicogethes aeneus, 1543 nucleotides. Lineage: Eukaryota; Metazoa; Arthropoda; Insecta; Coleoptera; Nitidulidae. The record is from the annotation of a GenBank genome assembly.
GGUUGGCAGUGCCAACAAAAUUAAUUAUCGAAAAUUUAUAGAAGAAGAAGAUCAAAAUAUAACCUUUCAUUUACAAUAUUAGCAAAAUGUUGUUUUAGCGUAAAAUCCGCGCUUAUUGGUGUGUUUCCUCCAACUUUUUCCUGCCGACAAGACUACGACAUAUGAGUUCUGAUUUCUCUAUUUUGUUGGUGUAAAAACCCUGCCAAGGUGAGUAAAUUUGUGUUGUUUGAGGGUUUAUAAGGGUGUUGUUUUUUUCACAGGUCGCCAAAGUAAUUAACCAGCAAUGGAGCAAAUAUUCCUUAAAAAAGAACCUGAAGAACUAGACGACAAUUUCGAAGAGGAUGUUUUGAUGAAUAACAAUAAAUCAAGUAUCUUGGCUGACCAAGAAAUGCCUUCAACCUCUGGGAUAGCCUUAAAACAAGAAAUCAAAGAAGAAUUGGACGAUGAUGAUGACAACUCUAUGCUGUACAAUGAAUUGGGGGUGAAAGAAGAAUCAGAAACAUACACAGAUAAAGUAGACAAUCUUUUUGUUGAUUAUGAAGCUGAACUGAAAUUUGAAGCUGAAGACGAAAUAUUUCUUGAUAGAGGAAACAGAAAAAAGCUAAAAGAAAUGAAGGAAAGUGCUUUAAAAAAUCGAGCUGAAUUAAAGCCUGCUAUGAAAAACAAAACCAAAGCCACUAGUGACCUGGAUGCUAAAAUUAUACGAGAAAAAAGAACUGAAGCUAAACGGAUUGAGAGACAAAAAAUUCGGGCAGAUCCAGAAGCUUACGAAAGGAUGAAGGCUUACGAGAGAGAAAGAAGUAGAAAAAGAAGAGAGAGUGGAAAACUAAAAAGUAUUGCUGAAAAAAAUCCAAAAGAACAACAAAUACAAAGAAAACAAUGGAACUUGGCAAAUAAAAGGUACUACGAAAGAAAGAAGAAAACUCUAACAGAGAAUUGAAUUUAUGACAAUCUUCAGAAACUUCUGGUAGAAAAGAAUUUGGUCUAAAAAAGGUUUUGCAGAAAAAAAACCUGAUUUAAGAAAGUCUGUUAAAGCGUCUGAAAAAUGAAAGAAAGAUUAAAAACAAAACUUAAAGGGCCACAAUCGUUGUUUGGAGAAGUUUUAGUUAAACAAAUGAAAGAAAAUGCAAGCUCAGAUAGUAAAAGGCAGAAGUUGGCAGAAUGUAUUUAAGGUUGGGUAAUUAAAAAGUUUAGAAUGAAAGAAAAAAUGACAAAAAUCUCUUCAUUGCACCAACAAAAGCAGGCAACAAAAGAAUUAAUAUUAAAGUCAAAAAGAACGUAAUUUUUAAGGGCACACGCAACAACAGUCGGACAAUUUUUGGAAGCAGAUGAGAAUUUCGUUUUAACACCUAAGAUUAGUAAUGUGUCGUUUGUUGAAAAAUUAAUACAUUUAUAAAUACUAAGUUCCUGCAACUUAUUUCAUGAAUAAAAGUUUUUAGUUCCAUAAAAUUUGUACAUAAUUACAACUCAAAACUCAUGACCAUCCCAUUAAAAACAUGACCGUCGCGUACUUUUUCGUAGCUCGUAACUGCUAAAUAGGUAA